This is a messenger RNA of Sebastes umbrosus (honeycomb rockfish), 2079 nucleotides long. It is a transcript of the gene etnppl, whose product is annotated as ethanolamine-phosphate phospho-lyase. Bases 96 to 1574 code for a protein of 492 amino acids. The transcript has 13 exons. Gene Ontology annotation, cellular component: mitochondrion. The record is from RefSeq and is a predicted model, not a curated record. Gene Ontology annotation, molecular function: ethanolamine-phosphate phospho-lyase activity; transaminase activity; pyridoxal phosphate binding. Lineage: Eukaryota; Metazoa; Chordata; Actinopteri; Perciformes; Sebastidae.
UUGUGUGCUCGAGCAGCAAUGUUAGGUAAUGCUGGAGUCAGUCAGUCAGUGUGGAGGAGAGAGGAGCGUCAGUCCUCCAGCUGGACAACGUCAGGAUGUCUGCGGAAAGACUUGAGAAGCAGAAGACCAUAGACCUGAGGAAGAAGCACAUUGGGCCAUCAUGUAAGAUUUUCUUCAGCCAUGACCCCAUCAAGAUUGUGCAAGCCAAAGGCCAGUACAUGUAUGAUGAAAAGGGCCGGCGCUACUUGGAUUGCAUCAACAAUGUGGCUCAUGUGGGCCACUGUCACCCGGAUGUGGUGAAGGCUGGAGCUCAGCAGAUGGAACUGCUCAACACCAACUCGCGAUUCUUGCAUGACAACCUCGUACUGUACGCCCAGAGGCUGCAGGCCACGCUGCCCGACAAGCUGUCUGUGUGCUACUUUGUCAACUCUGGCUCUGAAGCCAACGACCUGGCCCUCCGCCUAGCAUGGCAGUACACAGGCCACAAAGAUAUCAUCACGUUGGAAAAUGCGUAUCAUGGCCACGUCUCAUCGCUCAUUGACAUCAGUCCGUAUAAGUUCCACCACCAGUCAGAUCAUGAGCAGAAUCCAUUUGUCCAUGUGGCUCCCAGCCCAGAUGUGUACAGAGGCAAAUACAGAGCAGACCACCCUGACCCUGCCACAGCAUACUCAGAUGAAGUCAAAGAUAUGAUACACGGAGUCCAUGGAAAAGGAGGCAAGAUUGCCGCUUUUAUUGCUGAGUCAUUGCAGAGUUGUGGCGGGCAGGUCAUUCCCCCCCUGGGCUACUUCCAGCAAGUGGCAAAACAUGUCCGCAAGGCAGGGGGCAUUUUCAUCGCUGAUGAAGUCCAAGUUGGCUUCGGACGUGUUGGCUCCCACUUCUGGGCGUUCCAGCUCCAGGGAGAGGACUUUGUGCCUGACAUCGUCACGAUGGGAAAGCCUAUCGGCAACGGCCACCCCAUGUCAUGUGUGGUCACGACUAAAGAGGUGGCAGAGGCCUUCAUGACAUCUGGAAUGGAGUAUUUCAAUACAUUCGGUGGUAACCCAGUGUCCUGUGCCAUCGGUAUGGCCGUCAUGGACGUGAUUGUGAAAGAGGAUCUGCAGGGUAAUGCGCUGCGUGUGGGCCGAUACCUGACCAAUCUGCUGGAGAAGCAGAAAGAGAAACAUCCACUGGUUGGUGAUAUCAGGGGUCAUGGCCUCUUUGCUGGGUUGGAGCUUGUGAAGGACAGGUUGAAGCUCACUCCUGCUACAGCAGAAGCCCAAGAAGUCAUAUAUAAGCUAAAGGAACAGUACAUCCUUCUUAGUGCCGACGGACCUCAUCGCAAUGUGCUCAAAUUUAAGCCCCCCAUGUGCUUCACUACGGAGGACGCUGACCUGGUGGUGGGGAAAAUCGACCACAUUCUCACAGAACUUGAGGAAGCAUUGGGCUUGAAGUUGCACAACGAAUCUUUAGAGAAUGAAAGCAUUAAAAGGAAGCUGCCAGCUGAUGAAAAUGGACACCAGUGUAACAGUGGGUUAGCACACAACAGAAGGAGCAGUCGAGGAGUUCCUCAACAACCCAAACGCCUCAGGACAUAACGCUGCCUACGAACACAGUCACGGCUGUGACGUGUCAACACUUAAUCUCUUACAUAGUUAAAGAACUGGGAUCAGGCAUUAUAAACUUUAGAGGGGACAAAAUGCUGAGGGGAAAAAAACUAAAGUGCCUUUGUAUGUAACCUAAUGAAAAAUGUUUUUACAUUAAUAAUAAUAAUAAUAAUAUACUAUAUAUCGCUGAAAUUGCAGUCUUCUCAGGUAUUAUUUUUAAAAUUACAGUUAGGAAUCAAGCCACUUGUUCAGCCUGACAUGUCGAUUAUGGUUUUAUUUUGGUGCAAAAAAAAGUCAUUAAUUAUGCGUGUUACCUUGCUGCACAACCUGUAUUCUCUUUGUAUUUUAAUUCCUGCCAACAUUCACUUGACCAUGAUUUUCAGGGAUGUCUAAUCAACCAAAAUGUAUUUUAUCAAAACAUUCAAUGGUGUCUUAAUGGUGACAUUAAAAUAAAGCUUUCAGGGAUGAAAGUGUGGAGUACCUGCAUAGACGAUUA